UUCAGGAUGGUCUUCUGAAUCAAAGACCAGCUCUGGAGGAGGUAGGAGAGGAGACUUAAGCUCAGGCCCCUGGCUACCCCCACUCCAGUCUGUAUGGGGCUGGAAGAGAGCCUAACCUCAAGGUACUGGAGCAGAAAGCACAGGAAACCCAGAAGCCUGUCAUACUAGACAGCCUGCGUCCUGCAAAGGGUUUGGGGGUCAAAUCUCUUAAUGCCAGUGGGCUCUGGCCUGAGGCCAUCUCAGAAAGCAGGGCAUGUGAGCUCUGCUGAAAGCAUGGCAAGUAGAACCCUUGCCCUGUGUGAGGUGACGCUUGGUUGCCAGGUGACUGUCCCUGGGCAGCCACCCUGUCAGAAGGAAAGCCUCUGCUUGUUGUGCUCAUCCCUCAGCUGUGACCACCCUGGUACUGCUCUCUCCCUGCCGCCAUGUCGCGGCAACUCAACAUGGGCACACUGCGGCAAAACUUCUGGAAGGAGGAGUAUCUGAGGGAGAAAAUGUUGCGCUGUGAAUGGCAUCGCAAGAAUGGGUCGUUGGUGAAGGCCAAGCAGAAGGCUAAGGCUGCAGCCCGCCUACCCCUCAAACUGCCCACCCUGCACCCCAAAGCCCCACUCUCACCCCCACCUGCCCCCAAAGUAGUUCCUUCCAAGGCCCCCAGCCCUGUCCUGGAAGCUCCUAUUCAGUCAGAAAUGUACCCAGUACCGCCUGCCACCCGGGCCCUGCUGUAUGAAGGCAUCUCCCAUGACUCUCAGGGCCGCUACCGCUACCUCAACACCCGAAAAUUGGACAGGCCAGAGAUGCGCUACCUCUUCCCCGUCACCACCAACUUCACAUACGGCUGGCAGCUAGGCCCCCUAAAAAAGCAAGAACUGAUGUCCUGCAAGAUGUGCCGCAUUGAUUCAUUCUUCCGCAAGAAUGGGGCCUUCGCACUGCUUGACCCCCGGGACCUGGCCCUCUGACCUUGCACGUGGCAGGACAGGUGGGCUCAGGGAAGGCAAGAAGAAAUGACCUGCCUCCUGGCCGGGCAAAGCUCCUCUGCAAGUCUGGCUCUCCGAGCCCCUGAGGCUGCAUUCUGAGCCUUUCUGAAAACGACCUCUGACCUGCUCUUGCUAACCUCCAGGUUGCCCUCUUGCUUUUUCCUUAACCCUCAUCUCCUCAAUGAUCCGUUUGAUGAUCCAGUAAUGACCAGAAGGGGGCUAGGAAACAUGAGCUCUACUCCCCAGGCGCAGGCUCCUCAGCACCAGGGGACCACAGCAGUUCCUGAAAGUUCUGGGUGUUCCUGGGGAGAGAGAAACCUGUCAACCCAGAUGCCAGGGAAGAGGACCACUUCUCCCAACCUCCCUGUCGCCCCCUCACCUGGCCCUGAGGGCCUGCAGGCGCCGUGUCCUCUCGCCCGUGCACUUGUAAUAGCUUCUGCCGCAGCGCGCGCCGCUGCCCAGCCGCGUCCACCUGGGGCGGUGCAGAGCGCUGAGCGCCCUCGCCCCCCACCCCGGGACUUGACGGAGACAGCAGGGGGCAGCACCCGGGCAGACCCGCGCCUCUCG
This is a messenger RNA of Choloepus didactylus (southern two-toed sloth), 1538 nucleotides long. It is a transcript of the gene SPMIP1, whose product is annotated as ATP6V1F neighbor. Bases 423 to 953 code for a protein of 176 amino acids. The transcript is spliced from 2 exons. The record is from RefSeq and is a predicted model, not a curated record. NCBI's taxonomy places the organism in Eukaryota, Metazoa, Chordata, Mammalia, Pilosa, Megalonychidae.